GUGUCAUAUUUUUAUAUCCCGUCAAUUUUUUUGAAGUGUUUUCUCGAACUCCUAUUUUAAGAUUUUGAAACAUGGAGUUCGAAAAUAGGACAUUCGAAACAACAUACAGAGGAAGUUAUAUUCGUCAAAAACUACCUCCCCUCAUCAAAUAUAAGAGCCACCAAGAAUUUAAAGAUCCUAUCGCUGAAAGCUAUAAACAUUAUCUCUCUACAGAUGCAGGGAAUGAAGAGGACAAAAUAGAAAACUGUCACAGUUUUGUGAAGAAAUAUAGUGAAAAACGCCCAAGAAUUGCAGAAAAAUACUUCAAGGUGCCCAUGAAUACUACAGUUGUGGAUGAAAAGGAAGCUUUUGAGAAGAAGACUGCCUAUCAUCAACAUUUUUGUUCAUUCGAUGGAUACGAAAAAUUUCUUCCACCUAAGGAGAAACCAAGAGUUCCACUGCCAGAGGGUUGGGUAGAAGGCACUACCACGCAGAAAUGGUCUUACAGAAACCCAGUUAUUUUAUUCCCGAAUAUUUAUAGAACCAGGCCUACUUUAUUCAAGCCAUUAUGUGAAAUGGAUGAAGCAUACAAACAUAGCCUGAAAAGGCAGAAUAUAAGCGAACUAGAAGGAGUAAUAGGAGAUCUAGGAAGAUUUGUUUUGGAAAAUGAAAUGCACGGACCUAUUUCAAAAUUUGACCUAUGAACUUUUUUCAAAAUCUCUGAAUUUUAGCCCACCAAUAAAAAACACUGCAAAUUU
Messenger RNA from Harmonia axyridis, 737 nucleotides. RefSeq lists its product as uncharacterized. The record is from RefSeq and is a predicted model, not a curated record. The transcript has 5 exons. Bases 72 to 683 code for a protein of 203 amino acids. NCBI's taxonomy places the organism in Eukaryota, Metazoa, Arthropoda, Insecta, Coleoptera, Coccinellidae.